CAAUGGCUUCAGCAGGAAAGUGGUAUCCAACUUCUUUAGUCGUCUUCAGGGAGACGUAGUGGAGUUGGAAACGUGUGGCAUGAUUUCUGUGUCUCUUCCAGAAGCCAACCCCACCCAACCCAACAAACAUAAGUUAUCAAACAAUCCAAAAGGAAAAAACUAACAUCACAUUCUUCUAGAUACCCAAAUAUAAAAAUGUCACAAAACUAGGCCUGUCCCUGUCACUAUUUUGGUCGUGAUCAUCGUGUUAAUAUAACAAUCAUAUCUCUCUUGGAGUUAUUGAAUUCCCAAAAACCUCUCUCUCACUUCUUCAUCCCUCCUCCUAUAGCUCAAAGGGUUUUUGAAGCUCAAAGUAAAAAUUUUGAGACAUGGGUAUUGUUAUCGUCAAUAAGAACAAGCCUCAUGUGUUGGUCUUGUUAGUAAUCUUGAUUGCUUCUUCAGUGGCAGAGAAAACUUCUGUUGUGGAAGGAAGGACACUUUCCCUCACACCCCUUCAAGGGUACUCAAAAAAUUUAGCUUCUCUUGGACUUGUUUGCAAGUGCUGUGAUGGAGAUGGAGGUGCCUGCAGAAGCUUAUGGACAGAGUCAUGUUCUAACCUGCAAUGUUCUCCUUGGAAAUCACACCUAAUAAUCUCAUAGAUCUUUUCUAGGUUUUCUUUUGCUCUGUUUUAAGAGAUAUUUAUAGGGGGUUUUUAACUCUUCAUCUGAUUUUAUGUGCUCUUCAGUGUAAAUUUUGUGAAUACAUAUGUGCUUAAAUAUGGUAUGUAUAUAUUAGAAGGAGUAAGAAGAAGCCUUUGACCACAUGGCCACUGUGGUUAAUCAUUGCAUGAUUGCUUAAUGAGCAAAUGGUAGACUUGUUAGAGACUAAAA
Molecule: messenger RNA, 869 nt
Organism: Vigna unguiculata (cowpea)
Lineage: Eukaryota; Viridiplantae; Streptophyta; Magnoliopsida; Fabales; Fabaceae
Source: RefSeq, a predicted model, not a curated record